Molecule: messenger RNA, 2424 nt
Organism: Anopheles bellator
Lineage: Eukaryota; Metazoa; Arthropoda; Insecta; Diptera; Culicidae
Gene: ZnT49B
Product: proton-coupled zinc antiporter SLC30A9, mitochondrial
Exons: 7
Coding region: 270-2096 (608 amino acids)
Biological process (GO): zinc ion transport; transmembrane transport
Cellular component (GO): membrane
Molecular function (GO): monoatomic cation transmembrane transporter activity
Source: RefSeq, a predicted model, not a curated record
AGUAAGCACAACACAGGGGGAAAAUGUCCUCCAUUAUGUAGUGCCGCGGUAGAAGCAACUCGCAGAGCGUUACCCUUCUGCAACGAUACGCCAACGACAACAUCAUCUUUAACAAAACCACCGACGACCAUUAGCGAUCCCUGGAAAGAGGGCCACAUCCGGCAAACUUCAGCUUCCGGCAGGGCACUCCCCUGCGGAGGGGCCCGUACCGCGCACCGUUUGCAGUCCCGGCAGUUCGGUUUGUCCGGAACACAUAGCUGUGCAACAGCAUGACGAUUCAUCGAGCAGCCUGGCUAUUACUAUGCCACCGGAGUCAGUGGCACCUAGGCUCGGUGGGAAAGCUUUCGCUUGGAAGUGUACCAAAGUACCGCUGCUGGUGGAAGGACAGUACCACCGCUUUACGUAAGGAGGGUAGCUAUGGCCAAAGAUGUUUCACACUGUCACGCGUGGUUGAGUCGAAGAAAGACGACGUGGCGCCGGUUACAACGCCGGGUGAACAGCAGCAGACGACACUUGAAAUUGCGACGAAAAAUGGCAAAUUGCUGGUAAAAACAACGCUGGCCGAUUCAAAGCUACAGGAGAUCGUAAUCGAGAAACCAGCAGCGGGUGCCCCACUGCCAGCUUAUACGACGGGGCUUCCUCCGGUGGCAACAGGCGAAGCUGCGACGGCACAAUUGGCCGAAGCGGAUCUGAAAGAACAGUUGGCGGAAAAGAAUCGCCAGCUGGCGAAGAAACGCAUACGGGUGGACUUUUCCCGUUCGUCACUGGAGCGAAAUUUCAUCACUCCUGUGCGGGCCAUGUCCGACUUCCUCCUAAAGCCGUCCGAUCUUGAGACCCUGCCGAAGACAAAGCGCAGAUCACCCUACGAACAGGAACCGGCCAUUACGGUGUACUGGCGAAAGGAUGUGGAAGCGAAGGCGAUCGAUGUGUGGGGCACGAGAGAGAACCUGCUGAAGGAAUGCUUGAAGCGGGAGAUCGAGAAGAAGAUGCACCAGCAAAACAUAUUUACCGUCAAACGCCGGCUGAGGGACUACCGGCGAGAGAUUGGUAGCCGUACGAACGUUGUCGAUUCCGAACCGGGACUAUUUGGAAAGUCCGGAAAAGUCGUUCUCACCGCCAUUGCAAUCAAUGCCACCAACUGUGUGUUCAAGUUCGGUGCUUGGCUAUAUACCGGUUCGCACAGUAUGUUCGCGGAGACGAUCCAUUCGCUUGCCGAUACGAUUAACCAGCUGAUUCUGGCAUACGGAAUCCACAAAUCAACGCAAAUCGCCGACUCCGAUCACCCGUACGGAUACAGUAACAUGAAGUACGUUUCGUCGUUGAUCUCCGGUGUGGGUAUAUUUUGCGUCGGCACCGGCCUGUCGUUCUAUCACGGGAUAAUGGGACUGGUGGAUCCUCAUCCGAUCGACGACUUUUUCUGGGCGUUCUUCAUUCUCGGCGGAUCGUUGGUUUCCGAGGGCGCCACACUGUUGGUGGCGAUCAACAGUUGCCGCAGUGGAGCAAAGGCCCUGGGAAUGAGUUUCCGGGAUUACGUUGUGCGCGGCCAAGAUCCGUGCGUGAACGUGGUACUUACGGAGGAUGCUGCCGCAGUAUUGAGUGUGGUGCUUGCCGCGAGCUGCAUGGGACUGUCCACCUGCACUGGGUCGCCCAUUCCGGACGCCGUGGGUUCACUUCUAGUCGGUUGCAUGCUCGGCGGUGUGGCUUCGUUCAUCAUCUACACAAACGUAGCCGCUUUGGUGGGCCGCUCGAUUCGGCAGGAGAAUCUCGACAAAAUCAACGCCGAACUGGAGGCCGACAUUAUGAUUCGGGCGAUCCAUGACGUGAAGGGUAUUGAUAUGGGCAAUUCGUUGGUCAGAUACAAGGCUGAAAUGGAUUUCGAUGGCCGUGAAUUGACUCGUGUGUACCUGGAUAAGCAGGAUUUAAACACGCUGCUGGAGGAAGUGCGGACGUUCCAAACGAUUGACGAGCUCGAAGCGUUCCUGCUGAAGCACGGAGAAAACAUUGUCGAUCUUAUGGGAGGUGAAAUCGAUAGGAUCGAAAUGAAACUGAGAAAGAAAUUCCCAGAAAUAAGACACUGUGAUUUGGAGAUACUGUAAGCCUGAAAUGUGAUUUGCUACUUGUUUCCCUUUAUUUUUUGUUUGUUUCUACCUUCUGCGAUUACGGCUUUCCUCUUCGAAUACAAAGAGAGCAAAAUAAAGUGGUAUUGCUUGCGCAGGCAGCAAUAGAGGAUUUCGCCGACAGUUUGUGCCGGUUGUUCGUUUUAGACAAUAUUGUGCAGAACAUUUAGAGCAAAUAAAUGCAAACUAACAAAACGGAAAUCACAAUCAAACGAUUUAAGUGCCGGUUCGUUUAAUGAAUGUCGGUAAUGUUUGUCUGGUAUUUAGAAUAGAUCUGUUUGUGCUUAAUAGAUGUAGCCUAACCUCC